GCUGGCUAGCGUCCAUCUGGCCUACAUUUUUUAUGUAAUGUCACUCCACUUUGUUGUCGUUUUUACAAAGAAAAAAUCGUGCUAGUAACCAAACCAAAGAACCCAAGAAUAUUACUUUGUGCGCUGUGAUGUGAUAUCCCAAUUAGAACACAAUAAUGAAUUGUCAUCAAAUACUGAGCGGUGCCUGCAAUGCAGGUGACCGGUGCUUCGCAAUUGGCUCCGUGGAAGGCAUACCUUUUACAGCAUACGCGGCUGGCUGCAAUGUGGUCAUCCUGGCGAGCACAUUUGAACGCGUCCAAAUCAUACCGGGCGCCAAUCAUGGCUAUGUGAAGAUCUCCGCCUUGGACUGCAGCACCGAUACGGGCAAAAUCGCGGCUGCCUAUGAGAAUAAGAUAUGCAUUUUUGAGCCGACGCCGGUGAUUGAGUCGAGCAAGCACAACACACACUUUCUCGACUACAGAUGGGUGCAGACGGGCUCGUUUACCAGCCACUCGAAUGUGGUGACAUUGUCGUGGAAUCUGGAGGGCACGCGUCUGCUCACCGGUGGCACCAACAUACAGCUCUGGAAGAGCAAAUCGCCCACACAUCAGCCCGAGGAGGAGCACACUGGCGUCAAGUUCGAGAUUGGGGAGAGCAAGGAGCCCAAAACGCCGGCGGCGGGGCAAACGGAUGAUGUGUCGACGUGGGAGAACAUUUGGUCGUGCCAAACAGCGAUACCCAUUUACCACAUGGCAUUUAGUCCCGAUGGCACGCUCUUUGCCACCUGCGGGCGCAACGAUCGUCUAGUCAAGAUCUGGUACGAGAACAAGCAGGUGCUUUUCCCAGCCAAAAGCACAAGCACUGCUGCGGCCACCAACAAUGCAACAACAGGAGCAGGAGCAGCUUCCCAAGGAGCACCAGCGAGUGCACACGAUGGCAGCGGAGGCAUCGCUGGCGGUGAGCUCAACUUUACGUACGUGUACAUCGCACAUCCGCGCGCCGUGUCGAACAUUGUGUGGCGCAAGACGAGCAAAUAUAUGCCCAAGGGAUCGGUGGCCAAUAUGCUGGUGACCUCGUGUCUGGACAACAUUUGCCGCAUCUGGAUUGAGACGGUGCUGCCGGACGAUGGCAUGGUCAAUAUGACCCAAUACGAUCCGUUGGCCUCGCAGAACCCCAAGUUUCGGACGCAUCGGCACAAGCAUCGCUUUAUGCAGCGCCUCAAGCACAUGAAGACCUGUUUCCAUUUGCGUCGUCACAUCAAGGCCGGCGCCAAUGCGAACAUCGGUCCCGGUGGACCUCAUGGACCUGGCUCCGCUGGCGGUGGUCCCGGAAGUGGCGGAGGCGCUGCGGGAGGUGGCCAGGGGAUGGGAGGUCUUGGUAGUUCACCGGCGAGUUUCAGCAACUAUCAGGGACCGAUCCCUUCGCUGCCGUCGUCGUGCAGCGUGCAUGACUUCCAUUCGUAUGGCUUUCAGGGGUCGGGCGUUACGCCGGGCAUGCAUUUCCAUUUGGCGGCGUCGAUCAAUGCCGAAACGGAUAUACCGCUGGUGCCGUCGAUGCAGACAUCGGAUCCAACCAAUCAGAAUGUGUUUAUAUUGCACUGGCUGAACAACAAGGAGAUGCAUUUCACGCUGCAAGCGGAGGCCAUACUCCAGGAGCUAACCAAAAAGGUGAUUGACGAGGAGAAUGGCAACGUUCACGAACGAUCCACAGCAGCAGCAGCAGCCGCGGGUGUUGAUCUGCCCGAUGAUGCAGCCGUCGGGCAUCAUAAGAAACAAUUUAUGCGCAAUUCGAAAUCGGUUUCGGUCGAUGACAGCGGCGAAGAGUUUAGCAAGUAUUCACAGCAUACGGCGGCCACAGCGGCCGGACUCCAGCUGAAUUCCAUGUCGAAUACCACAUCACAGAAUUCGCUGAACAACGAUCAGCAGCAACAGCAACAGCAUCCGAUCACCCAACUGGUCGAUUCGCUGGACAAUAAGAUCGAGUGUCUGCUACGCGAUUGGCAUCAGAGUCCCGAUCUCCUGUUUGCCAUCCAUCCCGUUGAUGGCAGCUAUUUGAUCUGGGUGAUCGAGUGGCUCGAUGAUUACUAUCCGGGCUCGUAUCGUCAGGCGCAAGUGUCGUUCUCAACGCGCAUACCUUCGGCAUUUCCGCUGGGCGAUGCCAUGUCGAUGUCGACAACGGUUAGUCUCUUCAAUACGGGCACACAUCCGUUGGCCUUCCGCGACAUUGCGAACAAUGUGCGGAGCAAGGAUGAGUUCCACAAAGGCGGUGGCGGCGGCGGCAGCAGCGAUCAGAACUCGUUGCGCAGCGAUCAACAGCAUUUUGACAAACACGACGAACACGACGAGGAUGGCGAACAGCCGGAUGUCGAUCAACCCGAUGAGGAUAACGACGACAACGGUGGCGAUGCCAAUGAACGCAGCGCUGCGGCGAGCAGCUCACAGGAUUCGGGUGCCGCUGGCGGUGGCGCCACAGCGGCGUCAGCACUUCCGCUGAAUGUGUCGCCAUCGGUGUCGAUGGUCACGAAACAUUCGAACGGCACGCUCAAUCUGUGGCAGCUGACGUUCGCCUUCAAGACGAAGUUCACACAAGUAUUAAGCAUCGGCCAUGUGAGCCGUGCGUCGGGACAUCGUUUCCGUGUCAAUGACAUCACCUGUCAUCCGGUAUUGCCGCUGCUCGUCUCCACAUCGCAUCACAAUCUGCCCGACUCCGAGGCCAAGUCACCGAUGUCGCCCUUCGAACAACCCCUUGCCGGCAGCUCAGCGAUGGGAGGAGCCGGAAUUGCUGGAGGCGCCGGUUCCCCAACGGGUUCGGCCAAUGGCGGGGACAACAAGGAUGUGUUUACGCCCACGGGCUUUUGCUCGGAGCUCAUAUUGUGGCGUGUCGACUCCGUCGGACCGUUGUGUCAUUCGGGCGGAGUCAGUGAGCUGGCGCGUAUCAAUUCGCCGGAGAUAUCGGCGUUCAGCAACGUCGCCUGGAUACCCACGCUGUUGCCCAGCACCACCUUGGGCAGCUACAGCAACUCACCGUCGGCGUGCUUUGUGGCCAGCGACGGGGAGAAUUUGCGCGUCUAUCAGGCGGUGAUCGAUGCACGAACUUUGCUGGCGGAGAUUAGUUGCUCGGAGAAUUUGAAUACGUUGCACAAAUCGCAUUCGUUGUCCUCGAUGAUCUCGAAUGCCUCGUCCACGUUGAAAGCACAACGUUCGGCGCUGCAUGACAAGCUCAAGGUGGUCUCACAACAGUCGACCGCACGUCCCGGUUGCAUACUGCAGCUGGAUGCAAUAUCGGAUGCCAAACACGAUUGGCAGAACACACAGUUCCUGCAUGUGUUCCAGGCGCAAUUGAUCACAGGCGGACAGCGUGCCGUCUCGAUUGAUGCGCACGAUUUGGAGGAACCGAAGAUGAAUGCACUGCUUGAAUCGGACAUGGAUGCCAUUGUCGAUUUGCAACGGAAUGUGGACUUUGAGGAACCGUUCUACAUUGUGAACAUCGAGAAGACGCUGCGCGGCAGCACCAUCCACAUGUGGCGCAUUGUCAUCAGCUCGAAGCAGCAGAGUUCGUUCCUCUCCGAGACCGCAAUGUAUGUGCCGGACAGCAAUCUGACGCAGGAGACCGAGGAGCAAGAGCAGCAGCCGCGUCGCAUGUCUCAGGGUGCCGAAACAUUGACCGGAGCCGAGCACUUUGGUCCACAAGUCGAGGCACCGCACAUUUCGAUCACCACCAAGAAGGUGUGCACCCAAGAGUUGCCGCUGCCCGAGGGCGUCGAUGUGAUACACGCCUCGCCCGCUGCUGGGCAUUUGAGCAGCUCGAGCAUUUAUCCUGCCUGCUUUGCGCCUUAUAUCAUUGUCACCGCGUGCUCCGAUUCGAUAUCGCGCUUCUGGAAAUGCGAACCCAUUGGCACCGAUGCCUAUCACUGGUCCGAAUGGAAGAUGUUCAGUCGCAUCCAACAGUCGGCGAUCGAGAUUCCCGGCCAGCCGUUGAACAUCAGUGCCGCGUACUCCGGUCGCAUUGCGUGUGCCUACAAGUAUGGCAAGAGUUUUACGCGUCCGAAUCGCGGUGAUCCCGACUCGCGUUACGUCAACCUCUGUGUGGCCAUCUACGAGUGCGAAAGCUCCGGGGGCAGUGAAUGGGUACUGGAGGAUACCAUUCACCUCAAGAACGUCCAUUUGCCGCGCAUCAACAUCGGACAUGGCAUCGACUUGAGCUAUCUGCAUGAUAGCCGUCUGCUCGCUAAGAAGCAACGGUUGAAUCAGGUGCUGCACAAUUUCGCCCACGAUCCGGAGAGUCGCUCACCGCGCAGUGGCGAAACCACACCGGAGUUGACAACCGGCGGCGUCGGCGUCGGUGGCAAACAGUCGGCGAAUGUCUCGGGUCUGCUGACGGUGCCCAGCUUUAGUACGUUGCAAUCGUUGCGCAAGAGCAUCGCGGAGAAUGGCAACACGUGUCCGCUAACGCAAAAGCAUCUCGUCCAAUUGGAUUGGGUGUCCAAGGAGGAUGGCUCGCACAUCUUAACGGUUGCCGUUGGUAGCAAAAUAUUGCUCUAUACGCCUGUCAGCUCGGACAUUGCACAGGCCAACAUAAAGGCAAUGAAGGAAUCACGUUCGGUGAAUCGUCCCAUCCUAAGGAAGGCCAGCAGCUUGGCUCAACCGAAUUUCGUUGAUGAGAUACGUUGGAUGAAGUUGCGACAGAUUGAUUUGCAGACCGCCGACGGUUUGCCGCCGCUGCCAAUGCAAAUCAGUUGGGUGCGCGAUGGCAUCCUCGUGGUGGCCAUGGACUCGGAGAUGCACGUCUAUUCGCAGUGGAAGCCCCAUUAUGGCGCUCACUUUAUGUCCGUUCAGGGAUCGAACACAAUGGGCGACGAUGUGCCCGAUACGCGCAAUUUACGCGAUGAGGAUUUGCGUUCAUUGGCCAACGAGUCGACGCAGCUGCGACUGAAGAAUGUCGCAUCGAUGCCGCUCAUUAGCAAGGUGAGCACCGCCAAUCUGCAACUCUUGUCGCACGACAAGAAACGUCGCUUGGCGGCCAACAGCAGCAUGGCCAACAUGAAUGGCGGUGGGGCACAGCACACGGAUGGCUUCGGUGGCGGUGGGAAUGAGGCGCCCGCUAAUGAUGAUUAUAUGACCGAUUUUGGGCUGUUUCAAGCGUCGCGCAUUGCGUGUCCCGUGCUGCCGCAAUACCAUCCCAAGCAGCUGAUGGAGCUGCUCAAUUGCGGCAAGAUCCGUUGGGUCAAGGCGAUCCUGGCGCAUCUGGUGCGUUGCAUGAGCGGCACCGGGAACAGUGCCAUCAGCGGUUUGCCCCACGAGGAUGAUGGCAGCACCGGCGGUGGAGCUGGCGGCGGUGGCGGAGGAGGUGCGGCUGGGGCCAGGCAACGCAGCUGGUCGCGAUCCCGUACGCUGAGCAUUAGCUACACGGCGGACACAAGCAAUAUACAGGCCGAGCAUCGGGGCAGCACAACGCAAAUACCCGAGGAACUGAUGUUGGACUAUGCGGAGAUCAACUCGAUUCCGCCGCUGCCGUUGUGGGUGCUCCUCAAUGCGGAUCGCGAGCAGUUGGGUGGCAAGGCACCGCAUGCGGCCGAGAGUGACAAGGACUAUGAUGAGCUCUUCGAUAUGCACAACUCGGAUGACAAUCUGGACGACCUGCUGAGCGAUGGCGAACAGAAGCGUCAGGAGCGACGUCUCUCGCUGCCGGAGAAACAAUCGAUAUCGCAUUUCGGUCCACGUCAGGGACAGCUGUUGUCGCGUCUCCUGACGCACACCCAUCUGCCGGGUCUGUCGUCGCUGGAUCAGAUGCAUCUGUUGGCCCUCGCCGAUACAGUGGCCACCUGCAAUACGGACUUCAGUGAUAAGUUUGCCGCCGACCUGGGCAAGAGUCAGGCUGCAGCCGGCGGUGCCGUCGGUGUGGCGGGCAAGGCACAAGCGACCGAUUCAUUGGAUGAUUGUGGACUGCGCUUUUUGCUGGCGAUGAAGCACUUUACGUACUUGUUGCGUUGCCUGCCGCUGGCGCAGCGGGCGCAAUUCCAGCGCCAGGGCGUCGGCACUGCGAACAUUGUGUGGGCCUAUCACUCGGAGAGCGAGGAGGAGCUCCUGAACCUGAUACCCAGCUACACCAAGGGCGAUUUGCGUUGGGGCACGCUACGGGAUCUGGGCGUUGGCUAUUGGCUGAAGAACAUCAAUACGCUGCGACGUUGCGUCGAGAAGCUGGCCAAGUGUGCCUAUCAGCUGAAACAGGAUCCCCUCGAUGCGGCCAUCUACUAUCUGGCCAUGAAGAAGAAAUCUUUGGUCUGGGGUCUGUUCCGUUCGAAGCGGGACGAGAAGAUGACCACGUUCUUUGGCAACAAUUUCGCCGAGGAUCGUUGGCGCAAGGCGGCACUGAAGAACGCUUUUGUGCUGCUCGGUAAACAACGAUUCGAGCAUGCGGUUGCUUUCUUUUUGUUGGCCAAUUCACUCAACGAUGCCAUCGAGGUGUGCAUGAAUAAGCUCGAGGAUUUCCAGCUGGCCUUGAUCAUCGCUCGGCUGUAUGAGGGCGAUGCCGAGGGCUGUUACUAUCAUCGGCUGCUCAACGAUCACAUUCUGGGCACCGAUAUCGAUACGGGACGUUGCGACUUGACGCGUGCCCAUCCCGAUCCGUUCUUGCGCUCCAUGACGUACUGGAAUCUGAAGAAGUAUCAGGACAGCUUGAAUACGCUGCUCCUGAAUGGUGUCGGCAAUCUGCAUAGCAGCUACCGCGAGGAGGAUCUGUUGCGUCCCGAGAUGCCGCAUGCCACCAAUCCGAAUGUAUUCAAUUUCUACAUCUACUUGCGCACACAUCCUUUGCUCAUCCGGCAGAACAUCGCGAUAUCGGCGCAAGAGAAACGCAUCGCACAUGUUGUGCUCUCCGGUUUUAGCUAUGCUGGGGAAUCGAGGAACGCCACCGCGAAUGCGGCAAGCGAUAAACAGCUGCAAUUGGAGGACUCCAUCACACCGAUCGAGCGGCAAUUGUACUUUACCACAGCGCACGGACAUUUCAAGUCCGGUUGUCCGGCCCUGGCGCUUGAGGUGCUCAACAAGCUGCCCAUGAAGAUAAGCGACAACGAUGGCGCCGCCUCAAGCAUGGCGGGCAGUCAGGCACCUGAUUCGGAACAUCAGGUGGGCGCCAAAGAUGAGCUGAUCAACUCGGGCAUUAUGGAUCAGUGGCAGACGUCGUCGCCCAGCCAGGCGGAACAAUUCGAUUGGAGUGCGCCUGUUGCCUCGAGCAGUGCCAAUGAGGCCAAGUUUGAGAUCAAAUGGGAUGACGAGGACGAGGAAGAGGAAGAAGAUGCUGACGAUGGUCAGCUUGAUCGGAAUAAUGAUGCUGCAACACCGCAACCAGAAGCAUCAUCAGCAGCAGCAUUGGAUCAUCUGGGUAAAUCAUCAUCGGGUGGCGAUUGUAAAAUGGACAUUAUGGCGCAACAGCUGAAGUUUGUCGCCUGCCUAAAGAUCCUCAUGGAGGAACUGUCAACGCUGGCCACCGGCUUCGAGGUGGAUGGCGGCCAAUUGCGCUACCAGCUCUAUAUGUGGCUGGAGCGUGAGGUGGAGGCUCUCAAGCAGUUGUGCAACUAUUGCAGCUCGGAGCAAACGAACGAUGCCAACGAUCCGGAUGCUGGUGAUGCCAAGGAUAAGGACAUGAAUGCCAGCAUAUAUCCGAGCACGGAGCGACCGACACUCCAUGAGAUCCUCAUGCAGGACAAACAGGACUUUGAGGCCAAGGUGAUGCGGGCGGCCAAACGCAAGCGUUGGCUCAAAGCCAACGAGACAUUGUUGCGAACACUACUGAGCUACUGUUCGCUGCACGGCGCCAGCGGCGGUGGCUUGGCCUCGGUGCGCAUGGAAUUAGUAUUAUUGCUGCAGGAGUUGCAGCAGGAGAAGACGCAACAGCAGCUGCUCAGCCCGUUGCCCUUCCCCACCACCCUGCCGCUGUUGAGUGCAUGUGUGGCGGGCAACAAGACGGUGAUUGCGGAUCCCAUCAAGUAUCUGCAAUCGCAGACUGUCGACAUGCUGCAGAGCAUCAUCAAACUGCUGCCAUUCCCCGGCAUCGAAACGAGCGCACUGAGCGAGAUCUUUGUGCUGCGCGAUUUGGCCGUUGCGUUGUCCAGUUGCAUCUAUCAAUCGCUGUGCGAUUCGGAGAGUUUUGUGGUGAACAAUGCCAGCUUCAAUGGCUAUCCCAGCCCAGGGAUCGAGAACAUUGCCAAGAUCAAUUCAUCGUUCGAGUGCAGUUAUCUCGUUGGCAGUCGCAAUGCGUUCAAUCGUCGUCGCAAGUAUUCCACCGAUGAGCCCGCGGGCAUUUGCACCACGCCAUCCAAGUGGCCGGGUGUCACCAAUCUGCGAGCGCUUCUGGCACGCGAAAAGGACGAGGAUGUGCCCAAGUUGAAUGUGCUGUUGCUCGAGUCCUUUGUGUCCACCUACAUGGCGUUGUUCAUCUACUCGCUGUCCACCUGUGACAGUCGUCUGUUGUAUCGCCUCAGCGGUCAACAGUUCUCCAACGACACUUGGUCCACGCUCUUUGGCGGCGGCAUGAAGAAGCUCCUGAUCAAGCCAGCUGCACAGCCUCAGCAAACGCAAGUGCAGUCGCAGGCUUUGGUCGCAGGAGGCGAGCCAGAGGAUGAGAACAGUGUGUGGAAUACGGUGACAUCGAUAACGAAGCAACGCAUGAAGCUCAACAUGAAGAUACUGGGGAGCUUCAGUCAGAACAGCACGUCGAGCAACAUGAAGGAGGACAAGCCGACGUAUCGCGAACAAUUUAUGCCCCCGGAGACAUCGAUGCUCUCCUACUUCCUGGCCAAGCCCACCAAUACAGAUUGCGAUGAAUACGAUACGGAUGAUUCGCAUGAAUCGGACGGCGAGGAGGAGGAAGAUGAUGAUGAUGAUGUCAAUGUGAGUCGCUCGCAAUUGAAAUCCAAAGACAAUACCGAGCACGCCAAUCCCAUGUCCUACUCGUGGAGUAUAUUGCGCUUGGCGCUCAUCAAGAACAGCACACACAAGAUCCAAGAGUUUGUCAAAGUCGCCGGCAUCGAAUUGCAAGAUCUGCCUGUGAUCAGUCCACUGUCGCAUGAGGUGCUGCGCACCUUGAAUCGCUGGCAGGAGUUCGCAUUGAACGAUCUGAUCAGUCGUGGUCCGCCGUCCCGACAUUAUAUACCCGGCUGUUAUGCGGAAAGCGGCAUCAAUGGCCUCGCCAUACACAAGUAUCGUUCGCUGCUGAACAAGGACAAUACACCGUUCAUUUCGGGCUCGGCAGCGGGUCCCAUUCGUCGGCUGUGGAACUAUUUGGUGCGCCAGGAGCCGACACAGGAGGUCUUCAUCAAGAGCAUCUUUGGCAAGAGCUCGGACGCGAGCACGCGCAGCUCGCAUCAUAACCAGCAUCAUCAGCACGACAACGAGACCGAUGAAGGUCAAUCGCAUUCAACGAACGAGAAUACCGAUCACAUUCGGAUCAUACACAAGGAUCAUGAAUCGAUACUCACGUUCUGCCUGAAGAACAACAGCUCCUCAAUGAUUGCGUUCGCGAAUCCGCGCGAGAUUCAGGAAUUCGAUAUCUCGCUGCUGCUGGAAUCGCCCAAUUGGUAUGAGGAUGAGUGUGACUAUGAUAUGAUGAAUCUGUCCAAGGAUGCGGACACCAACAGUUCCGCCUUCCUCAUCAUCCAGUCGCAGGAGCAAGCUCAAUUUGGAGCUGGCUCCACGUACAGUGAAGCUACGGUGAGCACGCAAAGCGCUUCGCAGUCGGGACGCGGCACAUCUAUGGUUCUGCGCCACAAGGUGGACAAUGUGAAGCGGAUGAGCGCACAUCCCUUGAUGCCGCUCUACUUGACCGGUGGCCAAGAUGGCUCGGUGCAGAUCUGGGAAUGGGGACAUCAGCAGCCGGUUUGCUGUCCCCGCACCUCGGGCACCUUUGCCAAGGUGACGCGUUGUCGCUUCUCCGAGCAGGGCAACAAAUUUGGCGUCGGCGAUGGCGAUGGCAACCUGAGUUUGUGGCAGGCGGGCAUCGCCUCCCAAAACAAUCGACCCUUCAUUACCUAUCAGUGCCACAAUAAAGCGCUCUCCGAUUUCGUAUUCCUUGGCUCUUGCAGUUUGUUAGCCAGCGCUGGUCAAAGUUCUGAGAACAAAAACAUCAAUAUUUGGGACACUCUGUUGCCGCAUAAGAAGUCCUGUGUGUCUGCCUUCACCUGUCACGAUCAGGGUUCUUCGUGUCUGGUCUUUGCGCCACAGCAUCAGGUGCUCAUUUCAUGUGGCAAACGCGGCGAUGUUUGCGUCUUUGAUGUGCGUCAACGCACGCUGCGACAUCGCUAUCAGGCUCACGAUAGCACCAUCAAGUGUAUUGCACUUGAUCCCCACGAGGAAUUCUUUGUCACCGGCUCCAUUGAAGGCGACAUCAAGAUCUGGGAUAUGAAUCAGUUUAUGCUAAUCAAUACGUUCCCCCACGAACAUGCCAAAAAUGGUUUCUUCAAGCACACUGGCCAAGGAGUCAGUCAGGUGUAUGUGGAUCCAUUUGGACGUCUCUUCUCCUGCGGCUCCGAUGGCUGCAUGAAGGUGCGCCUGCUCGUCGAGAAGGAUAACAUUGUGCACUCAGUGUAUUAAACAAAGAAAUAGCAGCAGCAGCUAAAGCUACAGCUACAGC
Messenger RNA from Drosophila sulfurigaster albostrigata, 10605 nucleotides. It is a transcript of the gene Rbcn-3A, whose product is annotated as dmX-like protein 2. The record is from RefSeq and is a predicted model, not a curated record. NCBI's taxonomy places the organism in Eukaryota, Metazoa, Arthropoda, Insecta, Diptera, Drosophilidae. Gene Ontology annotation, cellular component: RAVE complex. Gene Ontology annotation, biological process: vacuolar acidification. Gene Ontology annotation, molecular function: protein binding.